Messenger RNA from Ceratotherium simum simum (southern white rhinoceros), 1300 nucleotides. RefSeq names its product acyl-CoA wax alcohol acyltransferase 2 (gene AWAT2). Gene Ontology annotation, biological process: lipid metabolic process. Lineage: Eukaryota; Metazoa; Chordata; Mammalia; Perissodactyla; Rhinocerotidae. Gene Ontology annotation, cellular component: endoplasmic reticulum membrane. The record is from RefSeq and is a predicted model, not a curated record. Gene Ontology annotation, molecular function: retinol O-fatty-acyltransferase activity.
UGGCAUGCAGUCCUGUGAUCCUGUGGAGGAGUGGGGGUGGGGGGUGGGAAGGGGGUGGAGACUAGGCAGGGGCUGGAGAAGAAAGCAUGAAGGGAGGAAACAUCGCAGGCCCCUGAGCAAUUGGGGCUGGGCAGCUGAACAGCACUUACCUGGAGCCACUGGGACCCUGGGCAUAAUGCUCCUGCCCUCCAAGAAGGACCUCAAGACGGCCCUGGAGGUCUUUGCUAUUUUCCAGUGGGCCCUCAGUGUCUUGGUUAUUGCAACCACUGUGAUCCUCGUCAACCUCUACCUGGUGGUGUUCACGCCAUACUGGCCUAUCACUGUGCUCAUUCUCACCUGGCUGGCUUUUGACUGGAAGACCCCUGAGCGAGGCGGCCGCCGGUUGACCUGUGUGAGGCAUUGGUACCUGUGGAAACAGUACGGUGAUUACUUCCCCCUCAAGCUUUUGAAGACUCAUGAUAUCUCCCCCAGGCACAACUACAUCCUUGUCUGCCACCCUCAUGGGCUCCUAUCUCAUUCACACUUUGGCCACUUUGCAACAGAGACCUCAGGCUUCUCCAAGAUCUUUCCUGGCAUCACCCCUUAUGUACUCACACUGGGAGCCUUUUUCUGGGUGCCUUUCCUCAGAGAAUAUGUCAUGUCUGCAGGGUGCUGCUCUGUGAGCCGAUCCUCCAUGGACUAUCUGCUUACCCAUAAAGGCACAGGCAACAUGCUGAUUGUGGUGGUUGGUGGCCUGGGUGAGUGCAGAUACAGCCUGCCAGGAUCUACCACACUGGUCUUGAAGAAUCGGACUGGCUUUGUACGCAUGGCCCUUCGGCAUGGGGUGGCUCUAAUCCCUGCCUAUGCCUUUGGGGAGACAGACCUCUACAAUCAGCACAUUUUCUCUCCUGGGGGCUUGGUCAAUCGCUUCCAGAAGUGGCUUCAGAGUAUGGUACACAUCUACCCCUGUGCUUUCUAUGGGCGUGGCUUCACCGAGAACUCCUGGGGCCUUUUGCCCUAUGCUCGGCCUGUAACCACCAUUGUCGGGAAGCCUCUACCAGUACCCAAGAUUGAGAACCCGAGCCAGGAGAUUGUGGCUAAAUACCACGCACUCUAUAUUGAUGCCCUGCGCAAACUGUUUGACCAGCAUAAGACCAAGUUUGGCAUCUCAGAGACCCAGGAGCUAGUGAUAACUUGAUAGACAUUCCAGCAGCCUCUCAGCCUGGCUGGAAGGUGUGGAACCAGUGAAACAGGAGGACAAAAGUCCCCUAUGGUGCUCCUGCCCCUGAUUUGGCCACUCCUCAAUGUGAGGAGGGGCUGU